UCUAAUAAUUUUUCCGGACCGGGUGUAUGUGGAAAUGUCGCUGCGCUUGGGACUGCUUCUUUUGGGGCUACUGGCCCCGUUGAUCCUUGUGGAAUCCGCCCUCAUAAACCUCAUUGUGGGUGGCGAUCAGGCGGAUAUCGCCAACUAUCCGUACCAGGUAUCGGUUCGUCUGGAGACCUACAUGCUGCUCCACAUAUGCGGUGGCAGUAUCUACGCCCCAAUGGUGGUCACUGCCGCUCACUGCAUCAAGGGACGCUUUGCAUCCUACAUCCGGAUCGUAGCUGGCCAGAACUCAAUAGCAGACCUGGAGGAGGAGGGAGUGAAGGUCAGCAAGCUGAUCUACCACAGCGGCUACAACAAGAAAACCUUUGUUAAUGACAUUGGUCUGAUCAUCACCCGCGAGGCGCUGGAGUACUCCGCUCUAGUACAGCCCAUUGCUUUGGCGGUGGAGGCUCCUCCUUCGGGUGCCCAUGCCGUGGUCAGUGGCUGGGGCAAACGGACCGAAGAGGAUGAAGCCCUGCCAGCCCUGCUACGUGCCGUCCAGCUGCAGAUUGUGGAGAGGAACACCUGCGGAGCUCAGUACCUGACUAAGGACUACACCAUCACGGAUGAGAUGCUCUGCGCUGGAUUCUUGGAGGGCGGCAAAGACACCUGCAACGGAGAUUCUGGCGGUCCCCUCGUCGUUGACGGAGUUCUGGUGGGCAUCGUAUCCUGGGGCGUGGGUUGCGGCAGGGAGGGAUUCCCAGGAGUGUACACCAGCGUCAACUCGCACAUCGCCUGGGUGGAGGACCAGGCGGAGCCGUACCUCUAGGGGGAAUUCUCUAAAGAGAGGAGGCCCUUCACGGCCUGAAAGCGAACAAAGUCAACGAACAAAAUAUGACUUACUUAAUUACUGACUAAAUUUACCUUGUUUAUCUAGUUUUUUUAUGGAGAUAGCACCAAUAAAUAUUCGCAUUAUGGGAAUGAUGGACUUUA
Drosophila serrata is the source of this 975-nucleotide messenger RNA. RefSeq names its product trypsin delta. The record is from RefSeq and is a predicted model, not a curated record. Gene Ontology annotation, molecular function: serine-type endopeptidase activity. Gene Ontology annotation, biological process: proteolysis. Lineage: Eukaryota; Metazoa; Arthropoda; Insecta; Diptera; Drosophilidae.